AUGAAAGAAAAAUCAUCAGGUUUUUAUCAAACAGAGGAGGACAGAGUUGCUGCUGCAAUAACACCGAUGAUUACAUCAUUACCUGGUGGUGUCGAUGUGUUCAUUCGACGUUUUGAAGAAAUUCCCGGAGCGAAGGAUGAACACCACGUACGCCUAAAACUCAAAGUAUCAGUUCUAAGUUCUACAAGCUUCGAUACUGUGCUCAAUGCCAUACGACAUAACAUUACGUCACAUUUCCUGACUCCUGGCAAUUGGUUUUCCACGGAAAUGAUCGAUACUGAUUCAGUAGAAGUCAUCGACCCUAGGGUGUGCUACAACUCUACAACGAUUGAACAAUCCCAGACUGUAUUAUGGCUUGAGGCUCUUCAAGGGGAGACAAGAAAUGUAAUAGUACAAACUGCCCAUUCGUCUUUUAUUCUAACAAGGACUUGGUAUGGAAUGCAGCCUCACCUAAUUUCAUUUAGACCGGAAAUUCUGCAGAGUUCUACAGAAGGAGCAUUAGGGGCAUACAUUAGCGCAGAACAGCCUUUUGUUGUCAUGCUGUUAGGGUUUGAAGAAACAAGUAGUGUGGCUUAUGGCUCAGGACAGGUUUGGUACUAUUUAAAGUAUGAUACUCGAGACCCAUCGACACAGUUCUUUAUAACCACAACAGAAAAUAACACAUUGGUUGAGCUGCCCUCGAUGAAGAAUAGUUUUAAUAAGGAAUUCAUGCCAUCGCUGAUUAUGCUUGAUGAUUUGUAUCAAAAUUUCCGUGAAAUAACAAGCGACAAACCAGCCUAUGUCGUGACAGUUACCGGCCCUGGUCAAACGCUGACCUCCCUCAUGCCAGUCAGUGCAUGGACAAAUGUAUACUUCAUUGUCACACCAGACCUUCAGAUUUUAAAUUUUGAAUAUUUUUUAAAUAUUCACUCAAAAUUCAUAGAAAAUGUUCGUAUUGACGGAAACGAAAUCAAGGUUUGGCAGGUGAAAUACGAUCUGGGUAACGGUAUGACGUAUGGAGUUGUCCGACUGUUUGAACAUAACGUCAAGUACGUCACAGAGACACAUAAUUUUGGAUGUUCCGUGUACGGGAAGGUGAAGACUAGUGGAACGGAAACGUCUAGGGUGCAUUAUAUUCAUAAUUCUAGGUCUACACCUGGCUUAUAUAAGACUUUUAUCGACGAACUGAAAUCAGGAAAAGUUAACAUAGUGGACGUCCAAGAUCAUGAAGAAGAUGAAUGGGGCAAUUUAAUAAUGACAACUUUAACCUAUUCAGCAACAGAAGCGCAAUUAAUCGAGUCCGACAUCGUUGUUAGUGUCUACGAUCGGAAAGUAAAGGGUUACGUAAGGAAACGUGUUUUGGUGAACGAGGAGACGCCGACACGAUUCACACUCCAGCUUACAUCCUCAACAUUGAACAGAAGAAUGUUCGUGAACAUACAAAAAGCUGUGUCUGUAUGUACCUUGAACAUAAACGGUGCACAAGGAUUAGUAAAGUUGCAUCGAUCGGCCAAAGUAAGUAUCCCAGGAUUAGCCGACAACGACACGCUGCUCCAAUCAAUCACCGACGGAGGUCGAUACAACACCUGCAUUUCAACCAACACGACAGAUAGAAUUUUUAUCGAGUUUGAAGGGGUGAAAAAUGUAUUCAGAAUCGUCAUUUAUCCUGGUGACACGCCAACAACAUUUGAAGUGACCUGUACCGACCAGUUCAAUCACACCGUGCAUUACCUCAAGCUUACAACUCACACAAGAGGUCCUUCAUUUAUCCAUACGAACAAGCCGAUGCACAAAAUAGAAGUAAAAACGAGCGAUCCGAAAUUUGAAAUGUGCGAAAUAGAAAUAUUUGGAAGUUUAAAAAACAACUUUAUUGCGUUUAAUCCUGAUGACUAUGUGCUGACUCUACCGUCGCCUAUCUCGGAAAAAAACCUACUUUACAUUCUGCUCAUCUGCAUUUUAGUCAUUCUGAUUCUGUCAAAACUUGAAGAUAUAGAUACAGACGACCAUCUCCACAGAACUGCCCCACCGUAUCAGAUAGACUACCAGGACCCCCGGUCACGUGCCUCACCCGACCCCCGGGGAGGUUCCCCCAGCAUCCAGAUUAAACUUCCCCCGUGA
Messenger RNA from Physella acuta, 2097 nucleotides. RefSeq lists its product as uncharacterized. NCBI's taxonomy places the organism in Eukaryota, Metazoa, Mollusca, Gastropoda, Physidae. The record is from RefSeq and is a predicted model, not a curated record.